Molecule: messenger RNA, 14818 nt
Organism: Pocillopora meandrina
Lineage: Eukaryota; Metazoa; Cnidaria; Anthozoa; Scleractinia; Pocilloporidae
Source: the annotation of a GenBank genome assembly
UUUUGAAAAGAGAUCUAAGAUGGCUGGUUGUUGGUACCAAGAUGCGGGGAGGAAUAACUCGCUCAGUACGCGGUAUUCCUUCCGAAGGUUUGUGAUGAACAAACUGUUUUAAAAGUAAAUAUUUAAUCUAAGGCUCAGAGGGUUAUUUUCGUCGCUUGUCUUGCCAACACAGAGUACAGGCGGAUUAUUUGGUUCGUAAUUUAAUUGGUGUAAACGUGCCUUUGGAUGUGUUCGUGAGUACUUUCCUGCGAAAAAACUUCGAAGUUCAUUUUGACAACUCUGAGUUCAACUUCUGCUUGAUGGUUUCUUAAGAAACGGCAUUAUCUCCUCCGACCGUGUUUAAGACAGGGAGAACUACUGUGUCCGAACUUUUUGCUGAAAAUGCAUUUCCAUUUUUGAAAGGACUCAAACCUUGAUAUUCAACUGUACGUGUGGUUGUGCCCGGCUCAGAUCUCGACCAGUUUCUCUUUUUCAGAGAAAGGGAUUUCGUGAUUGAGUGAUUAAGCUCGAAGUUGUUGUUCCUUAUUUCCAAAAGCAUUACUAUUGAUGACGUGAAGAGUAUGUCUCGGUUUAGCUUGUGGCGUUGACCUCCAUGAGGACUCUUCUCCUCAAAUAUUCUGAAACUACUUCAGACAGAGCAAUGAGUUACUCGUGAUAGUUAGAACUUGUAAUUAUGUGGUUAUUGCCUGUUUGUAAGCUCUCUUUUGCGAAUUCUUUUCGAAAGCUCGUAGCAAUAUUUUAAUUUCGGUGAAGCGUCACUUCGUGUUAUCGACAAAUUAAUUACGUCUCAACAAACAUCGACAGGGAGUUUGUAAACAGGCAUUGAAUUGUAAGCUUUAUACUUAUGAUCGAUCGUAAUCAUUAAUUUAGCUUGUUGACUCUCUAACCCAGGAAAUCUCGGAAGCAAAUAAACACAAGAUGAUGGUACUGUACACUUCACUUUCGAAAACAGACCUUUCUGUAGUGGCCUUCCUCUCUUCAAACUCAGUGGAACUCGUUAUUCAUACCCAAGAUUGAUAGCUAAAGGCUAUAUUUGGUUAAUUAUCCUCAGGUAAGUCUCUAUUAGCUGUUUAGAGUGCUAAAUAGUUUUGAUGUACUCAGCUCAAAUCGAAAUGACCACAUACCAGAACAAAGAAAUUUAAACAUAAUAUUCAUCCUAAUGGCAGUUCGCCAGUUUUUGUUGUUUUUUUUUUGUUUUGUUUUGUUAAUUUUUUUCACACCGAGGCUUUGUUCCUUCUUUUUCCUUUGCAAAAUUCUCAACUAGAACAUCUCUGUACAACUCUAUAUCACAUGUAAAAUGAAGGAGAAAGUAUAUAAACUCUGUAAAUUAAACAUUCCAGUAAUAUUACUCAAUCACCUUGAUAGUUUAGUGGUUACUAAAUACCUCAUCAUUUUAGAGCUAGGAAAUCAACUUAUCCCAAAGUUCUGAGUAUUAUGGUGAACACGAGUUUUAAAAGUUGAUCCUAAUGGUAAUCAGAAGUGCAGAGCUUUCAUGUUUAAAACAGAUUUUACAGCAUUACAGUUUAAACUGAAAUUUUCAAGGAAAAAUUUUGUAAAAUGCUAAAAUAGUAUUUUAGCAUUUUACAAAAUUUUUGUAAAUUACAAUUGUAUUUAAUACAUUUGAGUUAUCUUCAGAAAUGUGUUUCAGAUUGAAUUCUUUCGUCUGCCAAAGUAUGAAUAGCCAAUUAUAUCAUGUCAAUAUAUGAAACUGCUAAAAUGUUUUCACCACAAAACAUCCUGGUUCUUGAGUUUCAGUUGCAUGAUCAUCUCCUGAUUUUAGUUGCACAGGAAGAUCUCUGUAGUUGGUUUGCAUUUAAAACUAGACUGUGAAUGAGGAAAGAGGAAAAGGAGAAGAGUCCUUGGAUGAGAGCUAUAGAGUAGCCCAAAUUUUAGAGCAAGAAGACAGAACUGACCAGGAAAGGCAAAAAAAAAAAAAAAAUGCUGCUAGAACAGAUAAGGGCUUAUGGUUUGAGCAACCUCUUCUCCUCACAGUCGGUCACAAACCAUCAACAAUUUCCUUGUAAAGCUCAAAAUUGCUAACAAUCAGGAUGGAACAAAGGUCUGUCUGGUGCUUAUGCUAGAUAGUGUUCAAGGAAAUUUGGUUUUGGGAAGAGUCUUCUGAGACUCUGCAGGAUGCAUCUGUGUUUCUAUAGGUGGUUGCCAUUUCUAGCGGUCAGAGGGUGGACAUAGCUUGACAUAUUGUCAAGAAAAGGCUUAAAAUUUUUGCAAACAUAUGGAAACAAAAAUUUACUCUGUUUUAUGCAAGUGUUUCCUCUUCGAACAAAUCAAGAGGAUACAGAAAUUUGUUAGAUUGUCUUGAAAUUUGCCCAAAGAUUCCCACAGUACCAAACUAAUAAACCGUGUUAAGGAUUUCCUUUUUUGAAAUUGAUCUCCCACAAUGGCCUCUGAUGUUAAAUGUUUUGGAAUAAUUCACAUAACCAACCUUGACAGAAAAACUGUAAAGCAACCAAUAGGAAUACCAAAAAAUCUCCACUCUGCUUUGAAGAUGAAUCUGUAAAGACUGAAAUUGUGCAGAAGUUUUAUUUGUCUGGUCAGAUACUGGAUUAAUUCCCUUAAAGAAACAUCUGUUUUGAAUUUCCGUACUUCAGUCAAUUUACAAUUAAAUUAAGCAAGAAUGAAACGAUUUUUGCUGGAUAGAGAAUUUCGUAACCUUCAUAUCAAUUUAUAGUCAGCUUCAAACGGAACAUUUAUAAUUUUUUAUUUUUUGCAAGGGAGGCAUGCAAAGGUCUACCAUAUCCUUUGUUGCUACCAAUAGUACAAAUAUUGUUAACCAGACGCGAUAUCAAAGUGUUGAAGUUAAAACAUGGUUCUAGUUAAAUUUGUAGAACUGUAUCCCCAUUUAGAAAAAAGGAAAAUGAUAAGAGCUCUGUAGAAAAGAAAAUCAAAUGUUUUCUAUACUUUUUAAGCAAAAAUCAAAUCCAAAGGUGAACAGAAAUCAUUAGAUGCCUGUCCUAUCUAGCCUGUUGGAAUUUGUACAAUAUUGGGCUUUCUAGUCUGUUAUCUCCUUGUUAUUUAGGAUUGCAGUUUGAGUAACUCCUGUGCUUUCUACAGUAACUUGGGAUAGGCUCUAACAUUAUGAUCUUUGAUCUUCAUUGAUCUUCAUACUUAACCCAUUUUGUUUUGGUUUUUGUCCUUAGGAAAACAUAUUUGGAGAUUGGAGCUAUCAAGGCCAAAUUAAUGUUUCUAAAGCAUCUUCGUAUCACUAGAUUUUGUUAUUUAGAGGAGCUGGUUUAAAGGAUUUCAAAGAUUUACAUAAUAUUUUUUCAUUGGCAAGCUGUGCAUUUUUAUCAAAUUCUCAAGAUGGCAACUGACACUUGGAAGGUAAGAAUGAAAGAAUGUUUUGGUUGUUGUGUUUACAUCACUGUUCAGAUAAACAAUGUUUUGCACAAUUGUUAGAAAACAAUUUUUUAAGUUGACCUAGUAAGGUCAGAUGCAGUUUAAGAUUAAGUAAAGGAAUAUACAUGUACAUGCACACCCAGAACUGAUGUGUUCUACUAGAUGUAGGUUCAUUCAUAAGGUAAUCAUGCCCUCUCUAUUGAAGAGGUUUGAUUGCAGUUUGUCAAAAUUAUUUUGUGGCUUGUUUGCAGCUGUAAGAACUAGUCACAUUUUGUUCUUUCAAUUGUAACCCUUAAUACCUCAGCAUUAGGAGGCAUUUUCUUCGUACUGUUUCCUAUACAUUUCUGAAGGUGCUUAUCAGGAGAAUUUGUUAAACAAUCAAUUUCUUUGGUUUGCAAUCAUUUCCUUUAUUCUCAUGAUUGUGAUAAGUGAUUCAGCAUUAUUACUGUAGGAGAAAUUAGAGGCUGGUCACUUUUUGGGUUUGAAGGGUAAAUAAGUUUUUUGUGGCUAAAAAUACAACCCUUAAAUACAAACGAAGUGUCAGUAGAAAGUGCCUACCACUGUUAAGGUUGUGUAUAGAUAUACUAUGUUUUUGCAGUCAGUUUAUUGCUUGUGUUGUCUUUAACGUUAUGAUAAGUUCAUUUACUUGGAAAUGUGUCGGCAUUGCACUGCAAAAUUACUUCAAAUGGUAUACAAACUCUUGAACUUAUUACAUUACCCUAGUACUCUAUGAAAUAAAAUGUUUGUUUACUUUGAGCAGACACCCGUGACACCUUUGCUAGUUUCUGAGUAAUAGAGGUGUUGGCUUUAAACAGGUUGUCCAAAUUGAGCAUUUCUAGACUGGGUUGGCUGAACAUGGCAUCUGUUUAAUACAGUUAAUGCAACUGUAGUGCUGUGAAUGCAGUUGAUGGUGAUUUAUUUUCUUUUAGGGUUCUGAACGCAGAGAUCGAACCAGAACUACAUCAUAUGACUACAAUAAUCGCGAUUAUUACAUUGGCAAUCACAACAAAGGAAGAACUUUUUCAUACAGCAAUUCCUUCUCUGGACAUACUGCGUGAGUUUUACAUGUGCUAUUUUUUCAAGUGUUACAUUUGCAGUAGUGGUAUUUAAAUUUACCUUGUAUGUUGAAGAGAGAUGGGUGCGGCAAAGAAAAAGGUGUGAGCCAGUGUUUGGAAUCAAACUUCAGACCUUUGGAUUCCACCAUCCAAUGCUCAAAAACUGUUCUGAUACUUUUUCUGUUAUGGUUCUAGCACUCGAGAAACUGGUGUGGUUGAGAAACUUUUGGUAAGUAAUGACUUGUUAGUCCUUAUUCAGCGGCUCAGUAAUCUUAGAUUUAUUUUUUUGAAACUGUUGUCAACCUUUAUUUGAAUUUUAAUCAUUCUCAGCUGAGGGCAGUUUGUGCUUUACCUUGAUGAUCCUUAUGCAGCAAGUACUUUCUUUAGCUAGCUCCCUUAAACUUUUAAGUUACAUGUAGUAUUCAUCAAUGUGUCAUUUUCGAAGGUUUCUAAGCAACUCUUAGAAUCAACACCCUUGUUAUUGAAUGUAAGAAUUAUCCUUUUAUAUACUUUGAUGGUACACUAGUCAUUUGUUUUGUGUUUUUGCAGCACUCCUAUGGCUUUAUAAACUGCUGCGAAAGAGAGCUACGGAUUUUCUUUCAUUACAGCCAAAUUAAUGAGGACCCUCAGGACCUUUCUAUUGGAGGUGCACUUUUUGCAUAUUUUUUGUGGAACAAAGCAUCAAAACCAAAAACUCAUGAAAGUGUUUCUAUGACUGUGGGUGAAGAAAGAAAAAUCAGGGCUAGGCUGAGGAGCAAUCACAUUGCAAGAUUCAUUUCUAUGCUUUCUUGGAAAAAAUGAUGAGAGCCCUUUCUUGAAUUUUUUUCCCCUUCUGAAUUCACCCUGAUUUUAUCCACCAAUAUCAGUAUUUCAGCUAUCACUGUUAGUAUUUUAUUUAUGUUUGUUUUGUGCAAUCUGUCCACAGAUGAAAUGGAAUUUGAAAUUUCAUCAGAUCAGCGAACAGGAAAACCCAUCGCAUGUCGUGUGGUGAGACUUGAAGCUGGGUCUGUUUCCUUUGAGGUUUGUUACUUGACCCUUAAGAUUACUCGGUACAGUAAAUGCAAAGUGCAAGAAAAACUUUGUUUUGGCCAGUGUAAUCAAGACUCCCAAGAGUCAGGGAGGUAGUGGCUUUAAAUACUGUCCAUCAGUCCUACAAGAAAGUCAGCAGCUAUUUUUCUGUUGUAGGGGUUCAUCCUCUUAUUACUAGCAUGUUUUUGAUUUUGUUCCUAUUUGGAUCACAGUACAGUCAUAUAUUUGUCUCUUUAAUUGGAACUGAACUUGUUUGUGAAAUACACAUACUAUCAUUGACAUAAACCCAAUUUGUUGACAAAUUAAUUUUAUUUUUAGAUUCGAAGUGAGGAAACAGUAUGUGGAGUGAUAGACGCUGAACCUAAAUUAUACUUGAAGAACAGUCCAAAAUCUGUAAGUGCAGAGUAGUCAUGCUUUUAAAAAGAUUAGUUUUUUGCAUAAGGAUAACUUAUCAAAAUGGUAAACUUACGUGUGCACAUUUUAUUCUUCUCUUAUUCAGCCACAAAAUGGGCUUGACCCUGAUUCAGGACGGGUGAGCUAUGAGCGGAAUGGGGUAAGUAGAAAAGAGAUACCUUAUUUUUCUGUUUUAUGUGGUUACUGUGGCAUUGAAUUGUAGUAACAUCAUUUUCUACUUUGUACAAUAAUCUUAUGUUUGUAGUCUCAACCCUUUUUUUCCUUUAGGAGGUCUUCUAUCUCCAGUUUUCUUCCAAUGACAUUGUUAAUUCAGGAACACCUCUCCACAAAGGAGACAAAGUUGAAUUUUAUGUAGCCACAGAUAAAAGGUAUGUAGUGAACUGGGAAAUGGGACUUGCCUUGUUGUUUGUCCAAACAUGAGAUAUAGAAGCACCUUAAAAAGCACUCCCAAAAGCAGUGGACCAGGUGUUAUUUGUGGCUGGUGAGCAGCUUCAUAUGGCCACCUUGAGUGUAGAAAGCCAGCACAUUGCAAAUAUCAACAUCUUAAGAGAGAAAAAAGCAGCCCCAUUUUUUUAGUGGACUUUGGUCAGCGCUUAUCAAAACUAUUUGUUACUGUUGAAUAAAAAAAUAAAUAGAAAACAUGGGAUUUAGCAGAGGAGAUUCCAUGAGGUUGCUCUUCUUGUUCACUGUCUCCCAGUUCCACUGGAACUUAGAAUGUUGGUUUUAUGGGAAGGGAGGAAAACCAGAGGACCUGGAGAAAAACCCUGGGAGUAACGAGGAGAACCAACAACAUGCCAGAUUCGGGAAUCAAACCCAGGCCUUAGUAGUGAGAGGCAAGCCUUCUUACCACUGUGCCAUCCCUGUUAGACCUAUAAUGUAUACUAGCUCAACCUUUUUUUAUUAAAACUGCUGGUGCUCUAGAAACUUAAAACAAUUUUGGCUAUUCAAAGAUAAAAGAAGUCUAGUUGUGGUGAAUUGUCAUUCCACUUAACUGAUUUACCAUAUCAUUGCAUGAUGACUUGUUUUGUCUUGUAAAGAACUGGGGUUGUCCGUGCUCGUGAAGUCACCCUCCUUGAGGCAGCAGAUACUGAGAAAUGUCAGGUAUGUUUUACAUUGAAACCCGUAUGUACUCAUGCUUGGGAAAUUGCAUUAAAUGCAGUUAAAUGCAAUUUAAUGGAGUCAACAACAAAGAGAAUCAGCAUUCUUUUGUAGUCAGCAGUUUUUGUAUUUGCGCGUGUGUCGGAAUUCCAUGUGCUCUUUGUUUGAGGCACUCUUGCAUGUGCUUUGAGCUUGAAUUUGCAGUGUUGUUUGGACUGACAUCUCAUCAUCCAGGUAAUUUCCCAACCCUUUCCCUCCCUCUUUCCACUGUUUAUUCAUCUGGGUUUUCAGGAUUUGCCAGCCAUUGGAGCAGUCUACAUCUAGGAGCUGGAUGCCAACAGUGCAAGCUCCUGGAUGUCUCAGGCACCCAACCUCUCUGUAGCAACUUAGUUGUUAAACAUGGAAUGGGCAGAUGGUUGUAUUUCAACUACAAAAGCUGCCUGGUAAGUAACCAAAAAAAAAACUUUUAUUUAAGGACAUAAUAUAUUUCUGUAUUUUCCUUUGAAAGGGGGUUGUCUCUUCAAUGAAGGAAUCAUUUGGAUUUAUUGAAAGGGCAGACAAAGUUAGUGAGGUGAGAUCAAUAAAGCUCUUCAUUUGAUAAAUGAGAUGUUUGUAGAGUCUCUACAUUGUAUGUUUGGUUAAUUUGUCUGUUUGAUACAGUGUACAAAUACACAAAUUCUAUUUUUUACUACUUAAUUGUUGUUAUUUUAAUUACUAAUCUUACUGUCAGAGCUAUGAGAGGUUCUCAUGGUCUGCUCUCUUCCCUUAAGCCAAGUUUAUAAUUUUUUGUUUUUUAGAUUUUCUUCCACUACAGUGAAUUCAAUGGCAAUAUUAGUGAACUCAUGUUAGGAGAUGAUGUGGAAUUUGGAAUACAAGCAAGAAAUGUAAGCCAGAUUCGUAUAUGUAUUUGUUUUCUGUUUGCUUUUAUGUAUGAAAUUUUGGUCUUAAACUCUACUGAUAGCAAGGAAUAAUUGAUCAUUUUAUAUUUCAAACAUAUAUGUUCAAAUAGGGCAAGGAAGUUGCAGUGCAUGUUGAAAAAUUACCUGAAGGAACUGUGAAGUUUGAAGACAUCAGCGAUGAAAGAUUUCAAGGAACUGUGGAUCGGCCACUGAGUAAAUCUGCUUCAAAGAGACAACAUGAUCCAUUGCAUGGAAAGAUUGUGUACACUCCCCUUAACAAUGAUGAUGUUGAGGAAGAGAUUGUCUUCUCUGAAAGAGAUUUGCAUGGAGACUUCUCCCUUAGAGUUGGAGAUGUAGUGGAAUUUAAUAUUGCUGUUGGUAGGUUUUCUGAAAAAAUUGUCUUAGGAUGUCUUAGUAGUCCGACUAAUAGAUUUAGAUUGGAACUGAACACAUUUAAAUUGCACUUAAUUUUGAAGCAGUAGUAAUAGAGCAGUGUUAGAGGAAAGAGCUAUAACUUAGAGUCACAUGUACUUUUUGUGUAGCAGUAAGAAGGUCACUGUCAUUAGAACUCAGCCACUGCUUAUCAAUAUGACAAUAUGGCAUUGAGAUACAAAUUUACUGAUACUCUUCUAAUGGUUCAAGGGUAAAGUGAUUGAAACUAGCAUUCUGUAUUUGCAUUUUAGGUGCAGACUUGCUUAUUUCAGUUACUGUUCUCUAUUUUUGUAGAUCGCCGUGACUCUCUGAAAAGAGCUACAAAUAUCAGCCUAGUGGAUGUAGCUGAACCUAUUGAUGGAGAAUCAAGGGAAUUGGUAAUGGCUAUAAAUUAUCUUUCUUUUUGGAUGUACCAGAAUUAUCUUUUUAAUUCCUGAGUGACCAAGAUAAAAUUUCUCCUUACAGUAUCUCUACAAUAUCCAGCACACUUGUGAUGAGAAUGAAAAAAAAUAUCAAUCAGAGAAUUAUUAGUUGAUUCAAUGCUAAAUUUCCAAACCAACAUCACAAGAAUUGUAUGGCAAACAGUAAGGAGAAUUUCUAAUGAGAUCUUGGAAGUGAAGGAUUAAAAAGACUCCUACACGUACCUCUACAUUGAAAUGACAUCUUACCUAAAAAAUCCCCUCAGAGAGAUCCAUGUGAACAUUGCACGGUGUAUUUAAUUCUUGUUAACAGUUAUUUUUUUGCAUAGUCAUUGAAACUUGAUGGACACUUUUCUCUAUCAGGGUAUUGUAGCAUCUUUGAAAGAAGGAUUUGGUUUUAUAAAGUGCUGUGAUCGAGAUGCAAGGAUGUUUUUCCACUACAGUGCACUUCUUGACUCUGUAUGUACCAAAUGAAUUACAAAUUCUGAAAAUUUAUGAAAUGCACCAACCAUUUCUUCACAUCUUUUGUUACACUUGUCGUUUAAUUCUUCCACUUUUGCUUUUGAAAUUUGAAACGGAGGCUUGAGUACAUAUUAUAUUAAUGAAAAAUGUGUUAGAGUGUGUGAGAAGGAGAUGAAAUUAAAAACAUACAUGUGUAGAUAUUCCUGUUUAUUUAUGAAUUAUUCCAUUAAAACUUAUAGAAGACUGUUAUUGAUAGUUAAUAAUGUCCUAUAUUAUAAAAGUGCUCUCAUGUUUGAUCAGCUCUGGGAGAAGUCUUUUUGAUAUGUAUUGUAAACAAGCAUACAUGUAUUUGUAUAUCUGUAAGAUUAACUAAUGUACAUUUUAAGAUACAUUUAGGUUGUCUUGGUUCAAGAUAAGUGUUAAGAGCUCACUGUAUUUUGUUUGUCCUUAAAUUUAAUAAGGCACAUCAAAUUCAAGUUGGAGAUGAAGUGGAAUUUGCAGUAUCUGAGGUGAGCAAAGGAUUACAUACUUUUUUAAUUGUACAUUUUAUCUUCAGUGGUGCAGGUAACCAUCAGUCUUUCACACUAGUUGUUUAAGCCUACUCUAAUAGGUACAUGUUUAUUUGGUUAAUAAGAUAGAGCACGAUUCAUAACAUGAUGCCAAACAUGAACAAGUUCUCAUUGUUGAGGCAAUAGAUAGCUCUACAUUGGUGACAAUUUUUCUAAGAUGUUGCUUUUGUUUUAGGACACAUCUUCCAUUAAACGCCUACAUGCAAUAAAAGUCCGAGUUGUACCCAAAGGAACAAUUAUUCAGAUGGAGGUUUGCAAUAAUAAUUUCUUGCUGCCUGGAUAUCAUUUUUCUCUCAGAAGUUUGUCAUGGUGAGUUAACAUGAUGACAACAAUUUAAUUUUCUGUAGAAAGUUUCAUCUCAAAUGUAUGAGGGAUACAUCGAAAGAGAACCCAGCUAUGGCACACGCAGCCCCAGAAAGGAUAACAACAGGUGGGUGAUGGAAAUGUUGUGAAAAACUUCUUUUCUAUUUUUAAAUUUCAGACCUGAGUCUUUGAAGUGGACUGUGAGGGUCCAACAUAAGAUUGAACUUACCAUUAUUAGUUCACUUCUGUUAUCUAUUUAGUUAAUGAAUAGAUUCCAUGUUGGUGUGCAUCUGUACAGUAAUAAUUGUAGAUCACAGAUGAUGUCAAACUGGGGUCAAAAAACAAAAAGAGCUGCAGACAAGGCGUAGCUGAGUGUGUCACUGAUGGUCUUACCACCUUUUGGGGUCUUCAGCAAUAUAUUACUGUUGACACUCAUAGUGACAUGGAAUCUAUUUGUUUUACAUAAUAACAAGAUGAAACUUGUUGAUGGUUAUGUCAUCUGUGUGUUUGUCCUCAACAGAUCACAAAUAAGGAUCAAUCAAAAUGCAUGUAUAAUUCUGUUUAUUAUACAAUCAUCUAAGUAUGUUGGUUUUUUUUUAUACAGAGAGAGUGAGUCUGGUCUGAUCAACUGCUUCAUUGAUGGAGUCAAAGAGCUGUUGCCAUUUGAUUUUAAUAAUUUUGAGCUGAGAGGAGUUGCCCAGUAUGGUGACCUGGUAAUUAAUGUCAUCUUUGUUGAAGUAGAUUGAUGUCUUUAAUGUAUUCUAGUGGGGAAUGAUUAUAUUCAACAAUUAUACAUUCUGCAUGUUCUAGGAUGAGUUUCCUGUGACUUUGCCUUGUUUGUUUUCAAAAAAUGUACUCUGAAAUUUAAAAUAGUACAGAAUUUAACAUAAAUCCUUUUCUCAUUAAAGCCCUCUAAUAGUCACCAAUAAUAAAACCAAAUGCAACGCUUUGAUGUAGUACUACAUUUACCACAACUGCACAUGCAACAGCUAGUUUAUACUGAGCUGAACAUUUUCUGCUUACAAUCUGUAGGUGGAGUUCCAUUUGUCAGAAAGUCAGAGAACUGGUUACAGAAGAGCAGUGAAUGUAACAGUGUUGAAAAGAAACAGUGAACUGCGGCACAUGGUAUGGAAUCUGAGCUCUUUGCUUUUCUGAAAUGACAAGAUUCUUUUAUAUUUUUCAGGAAGAGUUUCUAAAGAACAAUUUUAAAUGUAAAAUAAAUUUUGCAAACUAGGAAGUCCAAAAGUAUAAUUAGACAGUGUAUUUUAUUAUUAUUACUAUUUUUGUUUGUAUAUUUGUUUUUGUUUGUGAUGUUUGGAGAACUUUAUGAAUGGGAAAUAUAUUUAUAGUGCCUCCAUUUUGCGCAAUUCUUAAAGGUCUUUUUGAAGAGAUGCUUGUAUGACUGCAGCACAAUUGCAUUUUAGUCGCUGAUUAUUAUUAAUUUUUUUUUUGGUGGACAGGGAUUUGUUGCUACCCUCAAGGAGAAUUUUGGGUUUUUGGAGACAACCGAACAUGACAAGGAAGUGUUUUUCCACUACAGGUUUGUGCCUAAAUUAUUUUAUCUACCGGUACGUGUACAUAACAGUUGAACUUAAUAUACAGUUGCUGGCUAUUCUGGAGUUGCACAACUAUUUUCACUUGCUUUCUGAUGCGAGAGUAUUUUCUCUUUUGGUAGAGCUGUCGAUUUAAGCAUAAUUAAAAGUGUAUUUCUAGAACCAGCCGAGCCUUCCUUGGUUCAUUCCUACAUCUCUGUUGGAGCGGUAGUGGUGAAAGUUUUCUAUAGUGCAAAAGUUUUCUAUAGUGCAAUACAAAUCAAAACCUAGAUUUCAUCAAGUGCCUCUCUCUUUUUCCUGCCUACCGAUUAACAACUCCAAAAAACGAUUAAACGCUUGACUAAAUAUCCCUGAUAGUGAAUACGAUGGUGAUCCCAAUGAGCUCAUUCUUGGUGAUGAGGUGGAAUACAACAUCAAAUGUAAGAAUGGUAAAGUCAGUGCAGAGAUGGUAGUCAAACUAGCUCGAGGGACCAUAACUCAGGAGCAAAUUCUGCCAGAGGUGUAUGUGGGCAAAGUUCUGAGGUCUUUAAGGCGUGCUGAUCCACAGGUAAGGCUUUCAGACUGCAGUUGUUUUAAACUUAAUUGUAAUGUUUAUUUUGAUUUUUGAUUUUACAAUUUACUUUAAAGAUCUAAAAACCAAUGCGUUUUUCUGCUUGGAUAUGUAUAUAGACCAUUUCUUUAGUGUGGGAGUUAUUCAAAGUUCACCUUUCGAGUAAACCUGAAGUUCGGUUUCGAAAAAACAGUGAUUAAUAAAUUGAUAAAACGUACAUACUACUCAUUCAUUCACUUUUCCUUUACCUCAUCAUUUGUGGCCCUGUAUUUUGUAGCAAUUGGAGUAUGCUGGUUUAAUAGAGCGUAUUACAAAUGAGGACCAGGAGAGCGAUUCUGAGAAUGAGGUGGAGGAGGACUUGGAUGAUGGAGACUCCUUAACUGUGGAGUAUGGAAUUACAAGUCUUGUGGACAAAAAGACUGUGCUACAGUAUGGAGAUAAGGUAUAGUGUUAUCGGAACUGCAACUCGAGCUUCAAAACUCUCUUCUGGAAAUAACCUUGCCAUUUGAGGAUGUGAACCAGGCGGUUCUCUGCUGAAUUAAGAGAGUAUACUUCCCGUCGCAAAUUAAAUAUUAAACAGUAUUUUCUAUUACUCCUUAGGUGCGUUUUCAAGUCGGUGUCGAUAAACAAACGGGAAGGGAGAUUGCCAUGAAAGUGGUUAGUGUACGACAACGAGUGCGGGCGCGAGUUGAGUCAGUCAAAGGCCAGGUAAGUGUUUUUUUUUUCCUUCUGAAGUCCAUUUCCCCAUGGGGACGCGGAAUUUUUUUCGUUUGUCCCACGCUCGUGAUUCAUAGAUUUUUUGGUGGUAAGAGUAGUGUUCAAACGAUGUAUGCACUUGAUUAAUUUUCAGUUUGGAUUCAUUGCUUACGAAAAUGAGGAAGGAAAGAACCUGUUCUUUCAUAUGAGUGAAGUGGAGGGUGAAGUUGAACUACAGGUAAGUAGAAAGCACUCACCUCGCAUUAUUCCUGCGAAAGGCUUUAGAUAGGGGACGUCGCCUGUAACGACAUCACCUAGAUCUACUCAGAAGUCUCAGCUCGUCGAGGCAAUAGAUUUGACUCAGUAUUUCUCGUUUCUAUCCUCCAGCCAGGAGACGAGGUGGAAUUUGUUGUGGUGCAGAAUCAGAAGAGCCGAAAGAUGAGCGCAUGUAGUGUGCGUAGGAUCAGGUAAGUAGUUUAUUCGACUCCUUUAAAAUUUAUUCCAUGCAAGUAGUAGUCAAUAUUAUCACCAGAUCGUCCAGAAAGCUGUAUUAUUGCUUAUCCAACUUCGUCAGUCAUUAUUAACGUCUGAGACAUUGUAAUCACAAACCAGAAUGAAUUACCUGCUGAUCUGAAAUUUGUGUCAUUUUCUUCCACAGUGAUUCUCAGCGACCCGAACGACUCAUACGCAGAACAUUCACGGAGAGUGUCGAAAGCCCAGGACCAAGGUAGGCUGUUAGGCCGAAAGGUUGUGAGUAGUUCAGUUCUUGUUUAAUUCAAAAUUUUUUGAUAGGAACGAACUACUUAUGCAACUAAUCCCUUGAUUGACUUCUAUCACUCGACCAUAUGUAACGUUUAUUUGGCAGUGUGACGAAGAUUAAGAAAAUUAACGUCCACCAAAGUAAUUAAACUGCAAAUUCUCUGAACAAACAUUCGCGAAAAUUCAUAACGGCCUGGAAUUAAGAAUUAUCGAUCAGAUGUUGGGAAUGAAAGGUUAAACUCUACAUUCGCAGUUGUAUCGUUGUUACUCGUUGGGACUGCGUCGUACGAAUAGGAUAAUCUAUAAUGAGAUUGGCGUUUCAUAAUGUGAACCAAAUACUGAGUUUUUACAGAUUCGGUCGCACUGGAUGUGUUUAGUCUAUGAGAAGGAUCUCUGUAGUAAAAUCAUGGAAUUUUUCCCCUUAGAAUUGAAGUGAUCCGUAAACCCAGCGGACCCGACGGUACACGAGGGUUCACGUACAAACGGACUCUGCGUUCCCUGUCAGAUACAGCAACGGAUCUCACCCAGGGAACCAGCAGGCGUACUGCAGGCUACAAUGCGGCUAAAGAGGGGAGCGAGUUUGAAGAUCUUGUCUCCAAGCUAUGUGAUUAGGAUUGAGAUUUUAGUGCGAUGGGGAAAUUAUUUAUGUAUUAUAGGAAAUUGCAGGAGUAAAAUAGUGGUAUCCAACUUUAGAUAGAUAAAUUAGUAGUAGAUAUUUGUCUUGUCGCUUCAGUUAUAAUCACGCCGUAGAUUUCUCUAUCUCAUUUCUUUUUACCGUUUAUAUGACAUUAACAUUGUGGUGAUCCUAUCAUGAUUUUUAUGUUCGUAUCUCGAUCAUAUCCGCACGUUCUCAUUUUUGUUUUGUUUUUUUUUUUUUAUAUGUUUGAUCAUCGGUUCUUUUGAAAACAGAGGUAUCAAUGUUUUUUUUCUCGCUGAUAAUGUGGCGCUCUAACUUCUGAGGAUUUUUGGCAUAACAACAGCGUAUAGCUCUUGCCUUCUCACGGUGGGGUUCAUGAAGGAGAACAGAUUUUGUAAUGGAACAGUUGAGGUAUUACUGCAGCCUACACAUCACGCAGGGCGAGAUUACGCACCAGUUUUAUUAACUUGCUGAGGUUUUGCGCACAAAGUGUGAAGUUAUUACAAUUUCGAAAACGGUAAUUUAGUUGAAUAUGUAAUUUAAAUGAAUGUACCACACUUAUCAGUGAAACUAAUAAAGAUGCAAC